CUGUUUAUCGGAACGAUGCUCAAAUUUUUUGCCUGGUGUUGCUUGUGACAGUGCGCUCCCGCCGGCGAUUAUGCCGGUGUGCAAGUCGGAUUCACCCGUGAACUCCAGCGAGGAACAGGUGAUUUCUUCUAGCUCGUCCCCAUCAGCUCCGGCGUGCAGUAGCACUGCAGAUCUGAGGGCGGAGAACGAACGGCUGCGGCGCGAGAACGCACAACUAUCGCAAGAUCUCGCGGAGAUCAAGACCGUCUGCAAGAACAUCGUACGCCUUAUAUCCAAGUACGCCACUGGCGAUGUCGGUGCCGGCGGCGGCGGAUGGCCGCCUGAUGAAACAUUGCCGGAGCUGGAUCUGAUGUCGCCGGCGAAAGGAUCACUGAAGCCGGAGACGACGGAGAAGUGUACGAAGAUCUUUGGGGUGGCGAUGGGAUCGAAGAGAAUAAGGGAUGAUGACGGUGGUGAGAAGUGGCCGAAGAUGGCGGCGAUCGCCGGGAAGCCAGAGCCGUUUGAUCGCGAAGGGGAAGGAUGGCACGUGACGCGGUGCCGCAUGGCCACGUGAUGAUAGGGAGUAGGGAUUAACGGUAGUUUGUUUGGUGUAACCUGUAAAGCUGGAUGGAAUUUUUAAUUUAUCUUAUUUUAAUGAUAAGAGCUUUUGUGU
Messenger RNA from Dendrobium catenatum, 652 nucleotides. Its product is annotated as heat stress transcription factor B-2c-like. The transcript has a single exon. The record is from RefSeq and is a predicted model, not a curated record. Bases 71 to 553 code for a protein of 160 amino acids. Lineage: Eukaryota; Viridiplantae; Streptophyta; Magnoliopsida; Asparagales; Orchidaceae.